Messenger RNA from Solea solea (common sole), 2853 nucleotides. RefSeq lists its product as uncharacterized. The record is from RefSeq and is a predicted model, not a curated record. Gene Ontology annotation, biological process: protein transport. Lineage: Eukaryota; Metazoa; Chordata; Actinopteri; Pleuronectiformes; Soleidae. Gene Ontology annotation, cellular component: cytoplasm; plasma membrane. Bases 1 to 2466 code for a protein of 821 amino acids. The transcript has 13 exons.
AUGCCCGGUACCGUGAAAAGCCUCAAAGUUACUUAUGAUCCUCCUAAUGAGAGCGACACUUUCAGGGUGGGCGACUGGGUCACUGGUCGCGUCACUCUGGAAGUGGCUAAAGAAUGCGAGAUUAGUAGUUUACGGGUGAAAUUUAAGGGAAAAGCCCAUGUACUGUGGACCGAGAGGUACGGCCAAACCACGGUUGUUUACCAAGACAAGGACAAGUACUUCAGUAUGAAAAAUUACUUCAUUCGAGAGGAUAAAAGCGAAGAAUGUGAUGAAGAAGAAGUGAUUCUGUCGAGCCAGAAUGGAGAAACAUACAGCAGUGUUGUCGCCCCUGGCUGCCAUUCUUACCCAUUCACCUUCCAGUUCCCUCUACAGAACAUGCCGUCCUCCUUUAAAGGGUCUGUUGGUAAAAUUGUGUAUCUGUUGGAAGCCAAGCUGAGCAGAUCGAUGAGGAUUCCCACCAAAGAUACGGCCAAGCUCAAAUUUGUAACAAACGAAGAUUGCACCAGUAAUCCCGAGCUGAGGAUACCACAGCACGAGUCAAAGGACAAGAAGAUGAAGUUAUUCAAUUCAGGAACUGUAGCCAUGGAUGUCGAUAUUGAAAAAACAGGCUUCUUCCAAGGAGAAGGAUUAAAAGUUGUCGCUCACAUCCAGAACAAUUCCACUCGUCCAAUCAAGCCCAAGUUCUGUUUGUACAAAAAGCACAGCUUCUUUGCGGGGGAAAGGAGAAGACUCAACACUGACGACUUCUUGAAAGAGGUGGGAGAACCCAUCCCCCCUUCUUCCAAGGAAACGGUAACAAGGAUCAUCACCAUUCCUCAUGAUGUGGAGCCCUCCAUCCACAACUGCAGAAUCAUCAAAUCAGAGCACAGGCUCAGGGUCUAUCUUGACGUCAAAUAUGCUUCGGACCCCGAGAUCAAAUUUCCCAUCGUAAUUCUUGCGGCGUCCGAGGUUCCUGCUGUGGCACCUCCAGCUGCCGCUGCCACCGCUGCCUUUGCACCUGGAUUUGCGCCUGGAUUCCAGAAUGUUUCCUAUGGAAAUCCAGGUCCAGCAGCCUGGGGCUUUGCACCACCAGCAGCAGCAGCACCUAUACCAUGUGAACCCCCUCCUCCCUACGGAGCACAUGGGAUGUACCCUCCGUUGACAGAUUUUGGUAAUAAAUUUUAUUUCCACUGCGUGUAUCUUGGGAGGAGGACGAUGACCAUCCAAGACUUGUCGAUUGAGUACGACGCUGUCAACAGCAAGAACACCUUCACGAAUGGAGACACCAUCAACGGAAGAGUGGUUCUGCAGGUUUCCAAAGAAACCAAAAUCCAGUCACUCGUUUUUGUGGGGAAAGGAAAAGCUCGAGUCGUCUGGCACGAACAUCACGGGCAAAAUCAACACCGUGUUUUCUGGGCGAAUGAGAGCUAUUACGAGGUGAAACAUCACAUGAUAAGAGAAGCGAGACAAGAUGGUACUGAAGUGAUCACUAAAGGAAGACAUGUGUUUCCCUUUUCCUUCAAGAUCCCAGACGGAAAUAUGCCUUCAAGUUUCAAAUCCAGCAUCGGUAAAGUGGUGCAUAAACUGAGGGCCGAGCUCAGGCAGUCGAUGAAACUGACAAAGAAGUCCCACGUCCACUUCACGUUCAUCUCCAAAGCAGACAUGAAUAUGCCGGGACUCAUGGAGCCGCAGUCUGGCUGCAAGGAUAAGUCUCUCCUUUUUGGAUCUGGGAAUGUUUCAGUUGAUGUUCACACCAAGCGGAUGGGAUACAAGCAAGGCGCGCCUUUAAAAGUCACCGUGGAGAUCGUGAACCACUCGAGUCGCGAGGUGAAGCCCAAGUUCGUGCUGUACGAGAAGAAGAGUUACUUUGCCCAGGGUCGAAGGAAAGUUCACACUAACGAUAUCCUUAAGGACAAGGUAGACACUGUCGCCUCCUCAGGCAGAGAGACGAUCACCAAGGUGUUCACCAUCCCGAAGGAGCUGCCUCCCUCCAUCAUCAACUGCUCCAUCCUCAGGCUAGAGUACAGGCUGAAGAUCUACCUGGACAUCAAAUGUGCCAAAGACCCUACGAUCAAACUCCCCAUAAUUGUUCUACCUGAUUUUUCUCAGGAAAAACACAAGAUGGCCCCUGAUGGAUUUGGCUCUGAAACAUUUGGGAACUCAAAUCCACCGGCCUGGAGUUCCGUACCCCAACCCCUGUAUCCCCAAUCUCUGAAUCCUUUGAAUCCCCAACCCCUGUAUCCCCAACCUCUGAAUCCCCAACCCCUGUAUCCCCAACCUCUGAAUCCCCAACCCCUGUAUCCCCUGAAUCCUUUGAAUCCCCAACCCCUGUAUCCCCUGAAUCCUUUGAAUCCCCAACCCCUGAAUCCUCCGAAUCCCCAACUCCUGAAUCCUCCAAAUCCCCAACCUCAGGAUCCCCCGCCCUCCUAUGCCUACGCGAUGUACUCCUCCAUUCCUCAGUCUAAACAAUAUAGCACUAACAUGUAAAUAGCUGCCUUCAAUGUCUAAUGUGUAACAUUUAGAAAUAGAUUAAUGUCUGUAAAAUGAAAAAAGAAGACAUUUAAAAUAAGCCUUUUAUAUGUCCCUGAGACAAGGAUCUUGCUUUUCUUGUGCCAACCCAUUUCUACAGCAGCCUGGAUGGACAAACAUCCGCCAGAGCACAUGCAUGUAAUAUCUGCAGUGUUUGUAAAAAGUGAUGGUUCGCUUGGAGACUUGUCACGUGAUCUACAGGUGAGCAAAUGUGUGUAUUACUGCAUUAAAGGCACUACAAUACAGGGUGUAAAUGAUUGUGUAGGUAUUUUAAGACGGUAGUCUUGAUGUAAAACGUAAUAAUGUAAAUAUAAAUGAGACAAUAAAAUGUAAUGUAAUACUGUA